UCCCCGCGCCCUGCCUGGUGUGGUUUGGGCCACGCAUAAAAGAUUCCCGGGCCUAGGGCUCUCUCGGUGCUGAGAUCUCUUUCCUGUCUCUACUCGUGUCUGAACGUCCGUGUGUCCGGCUCUUGCCCACGCAGUCAUGGCCUCCGGCAACGCGCACAUCGGAAAGCCAGCUCCUGACUUCACGGCCACCGCGGUGGUCGAUGGUGCCUUCAAGGAAAUCAAGCUUUCCGACUACAGAGGGAAGUACGUGGUCCUCUUUUUCUACCCACUGGACUUCACUUUUGUUUGCCCCACGGAGAUCAUCGCUUUUAGCGACCAUGCUGAGGACUUCCGAAAUACCCCACGGAAGGAGGGAGGCUUGGGCCCCCUGAAUAUCCCUCUGCUUGCUGACGUGACUAAAAGCUUGUCCCAGAAUUACGGCGUGCUGAAAACUGAUGAAGGCAUUGCUUACAGGGGUCUCUUUAUCAUCGAUGCCAAGGGUGUCCUUCGCCAGAUCACAGUCAAUGACCUACCCGUGGGACGCUCUGUAGAUGAGGCUCUCCGCCUAGUCCAGGCCUUUCAGUAUACAGACGAGCAUGGGGAAGUCUGUCCUGCUGGCUGGAAGCCCGGCAGUGACACCAUCAAGCCCAAUGUGGAUGACAGCAAGGAAUACUUCUCCAAACACAACUGAGAUGGGUAAACAUCGGUGAGCCUGAAGCUUGGAUCUCACCUGUGCCCCGACCUGGAUGUCCUGUGCUGGCCCAGAAAAAUGCUAGAUCUUUCUCCACUCUCUGAAGGGGCUGGAGUCUAGGUUGAGGCUUUCUCAUUAACCACCUGUAAUCUGGUGAAUAGUGACCCUGCCCUGAGCACACCCAGCUGGGCCCAGGUCUAUAGGAAACCAAUAAAGUAUUAGGGACAGUGUAA
Mus pahari (shrew mouse) is the source of this 903-nucleotide messenger RNA. It is a transcript of the gene Prdx2, whose product is annotated as peroxiredoxin 2. Gene Ontology annotation, cellular component: cytosol. The transcript has 6 exons. Gene Ontology annotation, biological process: cell redox homeostasis; hydrogen peroxide catabolic process; leukocyte activation. Gene Ontology annotation, molecular function: thioredoxin peroxidase activity. Lineage: Eukaryota; Metazoa; Chordata; Mammalia; Rodentia; Muridae. Bases 137 to 670 code for a protein of 177 amino acids. The record is from RefSeq and is a predicted model, not a curated record.